Messenger RNA from Puccinia graminis f. sp. tritici CRL 75-36-700-3, 3641 nucleotides. RefSeq lists its product as uncharacterized. The coding region runs from base 53 to 3424 and encodes 1123 amino acids. The transcript is spliced from 6 exons. The record is from RefSeq and is a predicted model, not a curated record. Gene Ontology annotation, molecular function: DNA binding. Lineage: Eukaryota; Fungi; Basidiomycota; Pucciniomycetes; Pucciniales; Pucciniaceae. Gene Ontology annotation, biological process: regulation of DNA-templated transcription.
GUCCUCCCUACUGUCACCAUAUAUUUUUUAUUCAGUAUCCUUAGGGUUGACCAUGUCAGAUGGGACCAGCGAGCUCAAGGUCACAUCUCAGCUUGACGCCAUCGAAGCCGCCGACUUUGAGCCAAUCAAAGGCAAAAAGAUAUUCUUUGCCCCUUCUGGAAAUGAACAAACAUUUAUCGACCACGACUGCAAGCUGGAUGAUGAUGGAUAUCCAAUAUAUCCUAAUCGACAGACAGUUUUUGUCAAAACCCCAGAUAUGGUGGUCCGCAACUUUGGAUUUGUUGGAUUCACAAAGACCUCAAACGUCGAAUGGCGAGCGGAUAGAUCUUGGAAAAUGGUCCGAAUUUCCUGUCUUGGGGCCUUGAUUUGCAAUGAGCCCGGAUGCCAGUGGGUAGGGUCACCGCCCACUGCCAAGGAUGCAAUAAAGGAAUACUUACAGACGCAACCCACCAGAAAUCCCAAAUGCCCGGGUGCUGCUGGAAAAUGUCCUGGGAAAGUUGCACACCAAGCCUGCAACAACACUAUGACCCGGUUUGAUGAAAACAAACUGACAAAUUGGGCGAUUCUCCGACACCAUGGCAUCCACCACCACCCAUGGCCAGCUCCAAAGAAGCCGGACCCUCUGUCGAAGCUCAAGCUGAAAAAUGAAAUCAUGAAAAAUCCAACUGCUGGUGCUUUCAAACUCAAAUUAGGCAAACCCACCGCUCCGUUGAACCCAUUUGAAAGUGUGACCAAGAUUCAUGAUUCCUUUGUGAAUAGUGAUCGAGUGCGUUACCAUCGCCGUCUUAUCCUAACCGACCUUGGUAUCAACCCCCACAAGGGGGGUGCUGGGCUAGGUGAUAAAUUUCUGCUGGAUAUGUUCCAAUGGAACCAUGUGGGUCUCCUAAUUAUCUCAUCAUCUUUCAAACCGGGAAUCGAGCACUUCACAUUUCAAACAAAGUGGAUGGCUGAACGUUUGGUUAGCCGCGAUCACAACAACGAGGUUUACGGUGGCGGUCUCCUGUCAGAUGUCACAUACAGACUAUUUGAGACUGGCUAUUUGUUAUCUACAUCCAUGUUCUGCGAGGAGACGGCUCGCUGGAUCCCGGUUCAACUCUCCUGGAUCCGAGGUCUUAGCGCUGAAUACUACCAAGCACACUUUUCAACACUCUUCGAGCAGUUCGAUCGGCCUGGAUUCACGGUGAACGAUCGUGACACCCUUGUUCGACAAGUGGUGGAUUUCUCCCUUGCUCAGAGGGAGGGAUUCAUAUCGGCUUACAUGAAAGUAUUCCGGGUUACGGAUCGACAACAGGCCCUGUCAAAGCUGAAGGGGUGCCAUGAGCACUUCCGAGCUCAAGUUACCCGUGUGAAACGAAAUCGGGCAGUAGUCCCACCUGAACAAGAGGCUCAAUUCCAAAAACUUUGUCUGGAUCUUUUGAUUUUACCCGAGGCAGGUAAGCCAUGUCACGAGCAGAAGAUUGAUGAACUCCGACGACUCUUCCCAAAGACCAAACGAUGGUUGGAUUGGUGGACCAUGGUUGAUAUCGAAGCAAUUCUCUUUCCAUCCAAACGUGCAAUGAUCACUGAGUCGGCAAACGGCAAGGACAACCUCCCCGAUACCACAAAUGCCCAAGAGAGUAUGCACAGGUUGUACUAUAUGAUUAGUGAAGGCAAGAAGUGUCUGUUGAUUGGCAUGGCAGAGCUUUUUGCAUUUGUCAAGGCCCUCGAGGAUGACUGGCAUGCAGUCAUGAGGGGAGUAUCGAUCGAAUACGGCGCAAAGAAUAAGUCUCAACAGGACCUAGCUAUCUCAAUCGGCUGGCAGAAACCACCCAAGCGCAACCCGGCCAACCGAAAGAAAGUUGAACUUAACGAUGGUCGGGCCCCUGACACCACAGCCACUCUGCUUCCUCAGCCAAAGAAUGUUGGCGGCCGUCCGAAAAAUUCUCACAAUCUAAUCAAAGAUCCAUUCUCAACAUACAUCUCGUACUCUGCAUCACAGGAUUCAGCUAAAAAAAACCGCUGCUGGUUGGCUGCAGCGCUGGAAAGUCUGUAUGCCAUGUUCAAUCCGCUAUGGCUUUGUGGGACAAAUGGCCUGAAAUCCGAUAUCUUCACCACACUUGUCAAACAUUUCAAUUCCAGAAGCUCCUGGGAAUUGUCGCUAUCAGGUCACAUUCGGUCUUUCUUAUCAAUCGGCCAAAACUCCUUACAUGCUGCUGCUAACAAAAUAUCGCCAGGUUGUUUCAACCCUGGUGUGUUUUGCUCAGCUGAUCUGUUCAUCGACCUUCUCAUCGAUCCCCACAUUAGGAAGCAAUCAAAAACGAUCUAUCCUCCUCGAGACCUCUUUACAGUGACUGAAGUGCGCACAGCUACUUGUGAACUUCAGCCAGAGGUUGACCAAGUACAUCCUCGUGGGGUUCGAGAAGUGACUGUCCUACGAAUUCAGAAAGAAACAUUCGAUUCAGCAAAUAUCGAACCAUUUUCGGUCCAACAGUUGAUUUCGGUGUGGACUACGGAUGGCAUCUCUUCAGUAUCGGGUCUGUGCUGCAAGUUAUGCCCUUCAACGAAGAAGCAAGAAGAGCCUCACCACAUCGUCGAACGGUCGGUCUUCACAGUUGAAAAUGGUGGGCCACCCCAGCACUUGUACUUGUUGGUUCAGGUGUCAUCAAUAUUCGACGAGGCUGAUCAGCAAACAUUCAUGGCGGGAUUGGAUUUCCCUUUCCAGUUGGAGUUCCAUGGGGUCUCAUACACCCUGUUCUCUCGAGGCUUCUGGAAUGGGGUUCAUUAUUGGUCCAAGAUGCUCAAGAACAUCGGGGGGAUCUCAGGCGUUUGGAUCCACGACGACCGAGAGAAUGGAGGUAUUGCGCGGCUGAUCAGUCCCGAUCAUACGACCAUUGCUGGACUUGCUGCCCACACCAGCUGGGUGUUUUACUCAAGACCUUGGAAUCGCAGCGAGGAGAAAUUUGUAGAAGAUAGCAUUGCCAAGAUCACCCAGGAUAACAAGGGCGCUCCAGGAACGAUGCCAUUUGCCCAUCUGGGUCAGCUCCUGAGCCUCUCACCAAAUCGACUACUUCCCGCGACAGAAUAUACAAGCACAGCAAUGUCGGCGGGUUCCACAGUUUCAAAAGGAGAUCCUAGUGCCUCAUUUACGGCAGACCCCCCUGAAGAUCUUAAACGCGAAGUGUCCGGCCUGGAGGAUGUUAAACGCAAAGCGUCCGGCGAAUUCAAGAUCCGAUUGAAAGUUUUGAAGCCUAGCAACCCAAGACAGCCGACUGAACAAGAUAAUAAUCACACCAAGCUGAAAAAUGCCGAUCAAAAACAGCCGGGCAAAUGCGAGGUUAAGAAGGUUGGAGAGUCGAAGAGUAAAACUAGCGUCGCAAAAGCAAAGGUGAUCAAGCCAACACGCUCAGCCACUCGAGCAAGUACCCGAAAAGCCUUGCAAAAUUGACCAUGGGAGGAUAGGCACGCAAACGGGUGUCUUUUCUUUGCUUUUAUAUUUUUUUUGUGAUAGCAUCGUUUCCCUUGUAAAAGUCUGGAUGCCUUGUAAAAAUCUCAUGGGGCUCCCGCCAUGGGCGUUUUUACGUUGCUAGCGAAUGAAAAAAUACAUGCCUUGUGAAGCAUCCUUGGGAAUUCUGGUGCUUUUGGGCCUGAGGUUCUUUUUAACA